Messenger RNA from Cololabis saira (Pacific saury), 3068 nucleotides. RefSeq names its product multidrug and toxin extrusion protein 1-like. Gene Ontology annotation, biological process: xenobiotic detoxification by transmembrane export across the plasma membrane. Gene Ontology annotation, cellular component: membrane. Lineage: Eukaryota; Metazoa; Chordata; Actinopteri; Beloniformes; Belonidae. The record is from RefSeq and is a predicted model, not a curated record. The transcript has 17 exons. The coding region runs from base 1 to 1755 and encodes 584 amino acids. Gene Ontology annotation, molecular function: xenobiotic transmembrane transporter activity; antiporter activity.
AUGGAGGGGUCCAGUGACCAGCCUUUUUGCUGGAGGUGGGCGCGCUGCGGGGUCACCGCGGCCCACCGGGAGGAACUGUACCACAUCCUGAGGAUGACAGGCCCUCUGCUGCUCUCCCGAAUCCUCAGUUAUCUGCUUCCGUUUGUGGUCACCAUGUUCUGUGGACGUCUGGGAAAUGAGGUGAUGGCUGGCUAUGGAUUAGCGUCUGCUACCAUUAAUGUUACCACGGCAGCGACAGGAUACGGUCUGGGGCUGGCAUGUGAUACUUUAGUGUCUCAGACCUUUGGUGGUAAGAACCUUCACCAGGUGGGAGUGAUCCUUCAGCGGAGCAUCAUCAUUCUGCUGCUGUUCUGCCUGCCCUGCUGGGGACUCCUCAUUAAUGCCCAGACCAUCCUGCUGUGUCUGGGCCAGGACCCCGAGGUGGCCAGAAUAGCACAACUGUAUAUUACAGCCUUUCUUCCUGCGGUGCCAGCAAUGUUCCUCCAUCAUCUUCAGGUGUCCUACCUGCAGAAUCAGGGUAUAAUUCUGCCACAAAUGUACACUGCUGCUUUGGCAAACAUAGCGAACGUGGUGACAAACUACACCUUCCUUUACUGGCUGGAUCUCGGUGUUGGUGGAUCUGCAGCAGCCAACACUCUGUCUCAGAUUUACAUAAGUGCUUUUCUGUUUGCUUACAUUUGGUGGAAGAAGCUCCAUGUGAAAACAUGGGGAGGCUGGUCUGCAGAAUCACUGCAGGAGUGGGGCUCCUACAUGAAGCUGGCCGUCCCCAGCACUUUAAUGAAAUGCUUUGAGUGGUGGGUUUAUGAGUUCGGGGGAUUCUUUGCAGGAAUGCUGAGUGAAGAUGAGCUUGCAGCCCAGCAUGCUGUGAUAAUGGUGGCUUUCAUCACCUACAUGUUCCCACUCGGUAUCCAAGCUGCAGCAUGUGCACGAGUCGGGAACGCUCUCGGUGCAGGAGACAGUGCCAGGGCGGUCCUAACCAGCAAGGUGUCCCUCACUCUUGCAGGUAGCUUUGCAGUUAUUGAAGGAGUUGUGCUUGGCUCUACUAAAUCAGUGAUCGGCUUCAUCUUCACCUCUGACGAGAAGAUCAUAGGUCUGGUCUCGCACUUGAUGAAUGCGUACUGCUUCCUGCAGUUCUUUGAUGGUCUUGUGUGUGUGUGCACAGGCAUCUUCUUGGGCACAGGCAAACAGAAGAUACCAGCUGUGGCUAAUUUCAUUGGAUACUACUGCAUUGGGCUUUCUUUGAGCGUUACUUUAAUGUUUGUUGCCAAACUUAGAGUUUUAGGUUUUUGGCUGGGACUGCUCGUUUGCGUAGUCUUCCAAUCCACUUUCUACAUUACUGUCAUCUUUAAGCUGAAUUGGGAGAAGAUGACAGAGGAGGCUGUGAAACGAGCUCAGAAAACGACAAACUUGUCAUUAUUUGGCACGGCUGGCUCAUCAAACACAGAGGGACCUGCUGUUCAAACAGUGUGCAGUGAGAGAUCGGCGGAUGGCUACAUGUCCGUCAGCACGGAGUGCUAUGAUGGGAACACUGAGACAAACGGGGUACAUGUGGCCCGGCAGCAGGAAGCUGGCCGUCUCUCCCCCAGCCAGCUCAUCGUCAGACGUGGCCUCGUGAUGUUUGCAGCCCUUACUCUUCUUGCAGUGGGAGCAAGCGUGCAUUUCUUUGUGCCCUUGCCAGAGACCCACUCCGCAGAGAGAAACCACACUAUAGACCUGAUCAACUCAACACACCCUCCGGAUCAAAGUUUCUCAUAAAGCGUCAGAGUGAACCAAAGAUGGAAGAUUUAUUUUAAUAUGUCAAGCAAAACAGCUGUUAAACCUUCCUCAAUGUAACUCAACUCUUCGACUGUGGCUGGUGUUAGGUUCCUAAAUCAUCACAACAUAAAUUAAUAACUUAGGAAAGACACAGAGACUUGUGGAAUGAUUUUCAAGGCCUUCUGCAGAAGGUUGGAGAGAAGUCCUGAGGAGCUUUAGGGCAACAUGGCCCUCCUCUUUAGAGCUCGUCAGGCCUUCUGACCAAAUUCUCCCUGCAGUCGAGCCCUUUUUAUUCAGCAAGGAUGACAGGAAAAACCAUAUUUGGUAAACAAUGAACAAUUAGAAGAAACAGAUGGUCAAACAGAUCAGAUGAUGGUUGAAAAGUCACACCUAUGACUUUCCAGUUAAUAAACAACUUAUCUGUGCUGUGCAGAGCAACAGACAUCCUUUUAAGAAACCUUAAGUGGUCUUGUCAUCAGAUGGUCAACUAACCCUUAAAGACAAUGAGACGGCUGUCAGUCGACCCCCCUGACAAAAAACAAAUAACAGGCUUACCUGUUAUCUGUUAGAGCAUGUGAUGGGGGUCUUGAAACAGAUGCACCUAAAGACAAUGGUGCAUUUGACCAACCAGGAAGUCAGCAGUUUUAACCUCCUGAGUAUGUCAAAGCAUGUCUAAAACACAGUCAGCUCUCUGACUUGACUUGAUUCUGAUUCUCAUAAGAACAAACUUAAUUCAGACUUUGAUUAAUCUGACACUGGCUGCCUUCAGAGAAUAUCUUGUUUGUUCAUCACAUGGCUUCUUCCUUUCUUGAUUCUCUUUGCCUCUUGCUCAUCUGCACUUGUGCUUCUACCUCGUCAUGCAGCACAAGUACCUGCGUUAUGCUGAGCACCGGUGGCUAAGGGCUCUCCCUGCUAAGUACAGUAGACUUCGCUCCCAGUCAUGUAACCAAGUUAGUGAUUAACACGUUCGAAAUGAUUCCAGCAGCCAAGAUGACCAGCAUGACGGCCAGAGCCAGGCCUCUGCGCAGCACCAGAGUCCUGCAGGGAAGCUCGUCUCCUGCCGUUUUGGACGCAGGCACCUCUUCACCCUCCACCUGAAUUAAAGCCUCUGUUUGAUCCAGCGAGUUUCCCGCAUCUUCUGGUUGAAGACCUGGAAAUAAAAAUGCACAUUAGACAUCUCUUUGCGACUUAAUGAUGAAAGUUUUAUGGAAUAUCUUUGUAAAACUAUGUUUUAACAUCUAUUAUGUAGAUUUUCAUGAGCUCUGUACAUUAAUACAAAUAAUUAAAAAAAAUUAGAUCUCCAAAUUCUGAGA